AUGGAAUAAAUACUUUUUCUAAUUCAACUAUUAUACAAUGAAAAUCAAUCUAUAAGAACUAAUUCUUAAAUUGAGCUAAAUAAAAUAUUCAGAGAUAUUCAAAAUAUCUAAAAGGGCUUUUAACAAUUACUUCUACCAUUUCCUAAUUAGAAUUUGAAAUUAUAAUACUUUGUUUUUUUGAAGAAUUUCGUUAUGGAAAAUUAUGAUUAAACACCUAAAUAUUUAUAAAAAGAAAUCCAAAAUAUUAUCUUAGAUUAAAUGAAUAAAUUGGACUUUUCAUUAAUUCCUUUUUAUUGUGAAUUAAUAAAUUUUAUUAUAUAAAAAUAACUACCCUCAUUAGAAAUUGUUUAAUUCAUUAUCAAUCAAAACAGUUAUGACAACUGUCAUAUCAAAAUAAUAACAGAAAUGAUGAACAAUCCUUUUAUUAAAGUAAAAUUGUAACUAACAUAAUACCAUAUCAUUACUAAUAAAAUGAUAAAAUAUUAUAAUUGGAAUGAUAUGCAAAAAUUAAAUCUUCUUUCUGAUCUCUACAUCUCAUUGAUUAACUCUAUUUUUAAAUUUGACCAAUUAAUAUAGAAUGAAAUUAAUCUUUAAUUUUGUGAAAUCUUCACUUAUCAUUAAUAUUAAUAUGAUCUAUUAAUUAAAUUUUUAAGAGUAAUUCAUAGAUUAAAUGAAAAUCGUCUACCUCACCAAGAAUUAUAAAUAAAACUUUUUGAUUUCAUAAUGCAAACUUUUAUUGAGAAUGAAAACCAAAUAAUAGACAAAUAUUUAGCUUACAAAAUAUUGUAAGUUUUCUAACCAUUAUUAUCUUAUAGACAAAUAGAUGAGUAUUAAUAAGAAAAAAUUAUCAUUUUCACUUUAAUUAAUUUGAUAAUGCUAGAAGAAAAGUAAUAUAUAAAUCUAUUCAUUAAUUAAAGAGAUGAUAGUAAGUAAGAUUAUCUGUUAAUUAAAAUAAGAAAAUAUGGUACUCAAUUUAUCCAUUACAUAAUUGGCUAUUUUUCUGAAGAAAUAUUAAUUAAAUAAAUAUUUUGUUUAAAAGAUUUAAUUAAUAAUUAUUAACAAAAAAAAUAUGAUUAUAUCAAAUUAGAAGCUCAGUAUUUUGUUAUAAAUGAAAAUAUUUCUUUAAUCCCUAUUUAUAUUUUCGAUGACAAAUUUAUUAAUGAGACGUUUAUAAUUCUGUAAGAAUAAAAUGUUAUCUAUAUUCCUUUGAAAAUGUAAGUUCUUGAAUUAUUAAAAAAAUUGAUAUUAAAAAAUGUUAUUGAACUAAAUUAAAUGAAUAUUUUCAUAACAAUUUUAUAAUAAUAACUGAAUCCAAAUAUAAUAAAUUAUCCAAAUUAUAUCUGCAAGAUUGUAAACAAUCUAAUUUAUUUGCAUUCUUUAUAACCAUCUAAAAAUUUAAUUUCUUAUUAAACUUUUGUUGAUCUCAAAAAUAUUUAUUAAGUAUAACAGAAACUGAUGGACAAAGAAGCUAUUUUGAAUACUCUUUGUGAAUUAGUAGGACUUGAAUAAGGAAAUUAUUCUGAUAUCAUAUAAUUGAUUGAAAAUGAAUGGUAAAUAGAAUUAUAAGAAAAACAUUAAUAUAAAUACAGAUAAGGUAAUUCUGAAUUUAAUUUUAGGGAUGAUAUUAAAUGUUUUUAGCUUUAUGAUUUAAAUUUGGCAAUUUAAACUAUUAAAUAUAGUAUCAAUUGGAAUUAUUAAAAUGGUUAAGGAAUGUUUAAUAUAAAAUUCCCAUUAGACUAAAGGUUUGUAAGUUUUAAGUGCUCUUUUGAGAAAAUAAAUUGCUAAUUCUCCUAUUAAUUUUAAAGAAAUUUAGGAUGAUAUUAAAUAAAUCUAAGAAUUAUUUAUAGAGCUUUAUAAAGAUGAACCAGACUUCUUUAAUUAGAUAAUUCAAAUCUAUUAUCUUUUUUUAUUGUUAGAUAUUGCUGAUUAUAAAAUAACAUUUUAAUUUCUUCUUUAACACAAUUAACAAAUAUGCAAGAAUCAAUAAUUAACAUUGUUAUGCCUACUUUUUUGUAAUCUCAAACAAGGAAAUUAUUAGGAAUUGAUAAUUCAAAAUUAUUGUGCCAUACUCUAAGAAAAAAUGUAAUAAUAAAAAUAUUAUUAGAAUAUAAGAUGAAGUAAGAACUUAUAGUGAAUUAAUUUGCGGAUUAUCAAUCCUUGAUUUUAAUCAAUAUGAUGUUAAACAUUUAUUAAUAGAAAUCUAGAGAACCUUAUCUAAUAACAGUAUAAUACUAAUUUAUUAAUAGAAAUGAUCAACAUUAUGAUUCAAAGAGCCACCAAUUACAUUAAAUAUAAUAUUCCAAAUUACAUUAACUAUUUAAUAAACUUCUUUAAUUGUAUGUUAUUUAAAUAACAUAUUGUAUUUGAUUUAGAAUAACUUACAAUUGAAAAUGAAAAUAGUUAAAGUUUAUCACAAUCUAUUAAGAAAAUGAGAUCUGAUCUAAUUCCUAAUAAUUUAUCAUUGAUUAAUUAAAUUAUAGAACUCUUUGAAAUAAAGUUUAAUAUGAAAAUGGAAUUUUGUAAAGAAAUUGUGUAAAAAUGUAAAUAUUAUUGAUAAAUGUUUAAGUGAAAUUGGAUGCGUCUAGAUUAUAAAUUUAAACUGAAGAAGAGAUAAGAAUAUAGUAAUUUCAUAUUGAUUGA
Molecule: messenger RNA, 2640 nt
Organism: Paramecium sonneborni
Lineage: Eukaryota; Ciliophora; Oligohymenophorea; Peniculida; Parameciidae
Source: the annotation of a GenBank genome assembly